Staurois parvus is the source of this 324-nucleotide messenger RNA. Lineage: Eukaryota; Metazoa; Chordata; Amphibia; Anura; Ranidae. The record is from the annotation of a GenBank genome assembly.
UUUAGCUUGGGUUCACACUGAUGCAGUGCGGAAUUCGCAGCGGUUUCUGUGCGAAUUCCGCACCGCAUCACAAUCGCACCUCAUUCAUGCGAACCGCUGCAGGUGUGUGUGUUAAGUUAACGACACCCCAAAAUUGGUUCGCAAAAUGCGGUGCGAUGUGCAGAAUCGUAUCGUAUGGGUGUGAAUACCCAUACCACAAAAAGAGUUCUGCAGCUUUUUGGUGCGGAUGCGGUGCGAUUUGAGCCAUAUAAAAUGCAUGGCUCCAAUCACACCGCACACUAUUUGCAUGUGAUUUUCACAGCAAUGCGCUGCGGUUCCUGUGUG